AUACUGUAUGUGUCUAUGUUUGUGUGUAUAUAAGCAACAGAUAUAGAGAGAAGUGAUUGUUGAAAGGGGUAGAGGUUGGUAUUUAUUGAAAGAAGACUGCAGUGAUAGGAGGAAUGAGGGGAGGAUAUGGAAAGGGAAGAGGGGGGAGUGGCAGGAAAGAAAUUCUAGUUGAUAUUUAGGCCAGGGAAAUUUGCUCCCGGGAAGCAGAUACAUAGCAGACCCUGUGCAAACUGCCUCCAAGGAUCUCGACGGAACUCUUCUUGAUCCCUGUCCUCCCCAGAAGAGAAGAAGGAUGAGCACUGUGGGCAAAGUUAUUAAAUGCAAGGCUGCCAUUGCCUGGGAAGCAGGGAAACCCUUUUCUCUUGAGGAGGUUGAAGUGUCCCCUCCAAAAGAUUAUGAAAUCCGAGUCAAGAUUAUUGCCACUGGAGUGUGCCGUACUGAUGCUCAUGCCAUGAGUCUAAGUUUUAAAGAAGGCCUGUUCCCAGUCAUACUAGGACAUGAAGGAGCUGGGAUUGUGGAGAGCACUGGUGCAGGCGUGACUAAAUUUAAACCAGGCGACAAAGUCAUUCCACUCUACCUCCCUCAGUGUGGACAAUGCAAGUUCUGCUUGAGUCCCAAAACCAACCUCUGUGAACGGAUCAGCAAAGUGAAGACACCAAUUUCUGACCAGGACCUGAUGCUUGAUGGCACUAGCAGGUUCAUGUGCAAAGGGCAACAGAUAUACCAUUUCAUGGGAACUAGCACCUUCUCUGAAUAUACAGUUGUAGUGGAAAGCUCCCUUGCCAAGAUUGAUCCUGCUGCUCCACUGGAUAAAGUGUGCUUGAUUGGCUGUGGAUUUUCCACUGGUUUUGGGGCUGCCAUUAAUACUGCCAAGGUUGAACCUGGUUCUACGUGCUCUGUGUUUGGCCUGGGAGGGGUCGGCCUUUCAGCUAUCAUGGGGUGCAAAGCAGCUGGAGCCUCUCGUAUCUUUGCAAUUGACAUUAACAAAAGCAAAUUUGCACUGGCAAAAGAGUUAGGAGCCACUGACUGUCUGAACCCUCAGGAUUUCAAGAAACCUAUCCAAGAGAUUAUAGCAGAAAUGACCAAUGGAGGAGUCGAUUUUGCCAUUGAGUGCAUUGGAGACAUUAAGGUCAUGAAAGCUGCCCUUGGCUGCACCACAGUCGGCUGGGGCACCUGUGUAAUUGUUGGAGUGUCUGUGGAUGAAGAAGGAUUCACUGUCUCUCCCAUGGAGCUGAUAAUGGGCCGGAAAAUCAAUGCCACAUUUUUUGGAGGCUGGAAGAGUGUAGACUCUGUACCAAAACUAGUGACAGAUUAUAUGGCAGGGAAGUUCAAUCUGGAUGCUCUAGUGACCUACACCCUACCUUUUGAUAAAAUCAAUGAAGCUUUUGAUCUUAUGCGUGAGGGGAAAAGCAACCGAACUGUAUUGGUGUAUUAAGAAUCCAGUGUACAUUUUGAAAGACAGGAAGACUAUUGAAGUGAGACCUUUACACAAAUCUGUGUCACUGAACAGUUCAUCUCAUCAUGCAUAUUUUCAAAAGCGUGCAUUUACAAUACAUGAAGGUAUAACAAGAUCACAAAGCAAUAGCUCUAUGCUUUAUAGGCAACAUUAGCUCUUGUGUGGUGGUUAUUCAUUCUGGCAUCAGUUCAAAUUGUUAUCAUCUUUUCAUCUCUAGGUAGAUAUGAAUGUUGUGUUGCGUGGGUAUGUUCAACAUUUCUACAUGUGGAUGAGCAGAGAUAGGGUCAUGUGUGUAAAAGCACUUUUAGGCUAAAUCUAUGUGUAUUUUAAUUAUGUCUAUAUGGUAUAUUUAAUGUGAUGUUGCAAUAAAGCAUAUGCAAUAUGUUUUCUAA
This is a messenger RNA of Hemicordylus capensis (graceful crag lizard), 1848 nucleotides long. Its product is annotated as all-trans-retinol dehydrogenase [NAD(+)] ADH4-like. Lineage: Eukaryota; Metazoa; Chordata; Lepidosauria; Squamata; Cordylidae. The record is from RefSeq and is a predicted model, not a curated record. Gene Ontology annotation, biological process: formaldehyde catabolic process. Bases 293 to 1435 code for a protein of 380 amino acids. Gene Ontology annotation, cellular component: cytosol. The transcript is spliced from 9 exons. Gene Ontology annotation, molecular function: S-(hydroxymethyl)glutathione dehydrogenase [NAD(P)+] activity; zinc ion binding.